UUCCCGGUCCCCUCUCCCACCCUCUUGUCGUUGGAAAACGAAUGGGGGAGUAGCCAGCCUGUCAGCGCCAGUGGUCUUUGUUUCAGCAAGCGCACUGUUCAGUAGCCGAGGCAUCGGUGCCGGGAGACAGAGAACCUCCUGGGUGUAUUUCCACCCUUGGAGCAUCUUAACCUAACGAAUAAGCUGGUGCUACAUCUUUUUAUUACCUUUCUGGUAUAGAAACCUUAACCAUACGCGUUUGAAGCUGUAGAUAUUUGAUUAUUCUAACCUUUUUUUUUACAUUUACACACGGAGAGAUUUUCAACAUUACACCGAGGGUGCCAGCUCAUCACAUACGUCGAGUCGUUUACGUUUAUUAGGCUACUACCCCAGCGGCACCUGCGCUACGGGUAGGCAACCAGCUAUCCGUUACACACCGAGACAGGCGCCACAUUCCGGAAGACCGGUCGGGUUGACAGACUUGCCUGGCACGACUUGUGCAACUAAAGGGUCAGGAUGAGUGUUCUCCCUGCGGCUGGGUUGUGUGUGCUGCUGUUGCUCUCCAUAGGCAGCGGUGUGAGUGAGGCUGACUCCCUGGUGACCCUGCGUAAAGUCACCCAUCCAUCAGUGAGGCAGCCAUUAGCCAGCUCUGCUCUGUUGCCCUGCUACUUCUCCCUCCCCUCCACCUCCAUCUCCAGCCAGGAGAGGGGCUCUCGCCACGUGUCUCCCCCAAUCCGCUGGACCCACAGCUGGGCACUUGAGGGCCAGGCCAGACCCCUGGAGAGAACCAUUCUGAUCGUGAGAGAUGGGGAGGUCAGAGUUCACCAGGCCUUCACUGGUCGCAUCAGCCUGCCCGAAUUGAACGGGAACGCCCGUAACGCCUCACUGCUUGUGUCCAAGCUCCGCUACAAUGACACCGGAGUGUUCCGCUGCCUCGUUGCCGAGGACGACCAGUACCAGCAGGAUACUGUCUCUCUGGAAGUCACAGGUGUAUUGUUCCAUUACCAGUCGCCCGGUGAGAGCUACGCCCUGUCCUUCGCCGAUGCCCGUGGCGCGUGCCAGCAGAGCGGGGCAGAGAUGGCCACGGCAGCCCAGCUGAUUGCUGCCUACCACUCCAGCUACAGUAGCUGCUCCGCAGGCUGGCUCUCUGACCAGACCGUCAGGUACGCCAUCCAGUCUCCAGAGCUGGGUUGCCAUGGACACGAGGAGCUGUAUACGGGCGUGAGGAGUUAUGGGGUGAGGAACCCCACCGAGAUGUUUGAUGUGUACUGCUUCGCCUCCGAGAUGCAAGGGAAGGUCUUCCUCUCCUCCGCCCCAAGGAAGCUCUCAUUACCCGAAGCUGCUGCCCACUGCGUGUCCAAUGGCUCUCUCCUGGCCACCGUCGGGCAGCUUCACCUGGCCUGGAGGUCUGGUCUGCAGAGCUGUGAACCAGGCUUGCUGUCCGACGGCACCAUCCGCUACACCGUCAAUGAGUCUCAUUCCGCUUGUGGAGAAGGGAAAGCACCUGGGGUCUACACCACUGCCCCCAACACUACCGCCAUGGGACAGCCCAAUAGCACGACCCCGUUCCAUCUAUACUGCUACAGAGGUAAGCCGCGCAAUGUUCUCACCAGCAUCGUCAAGUCUCUGAUCCCCUGGAGGCUGAGCUCAGAGGAGCCCACCAGCGCCCCACAGGAGCCCACCAGAGCCCCACAGGAGCCUGGGACCCCCACCGAGGCCAAGACGGGCUCCGCUCCCCCCAGACACACGCACACACAGACGCAGACACAAGCCACACCUGACUCCUCACACAGCACAUCCACGCCACCUGCAUCUGCCCUCCAGCCCUCCAACUGGACUGGUCUGGUGGACCCGAAGCAGAACCUCUCCAGACCCGACUCCUGGUGGGCCCAGGUGGGCAAGCACAAGGGGGAGUACGUGACCCUGCGGAUGCACCCGGGAGACACGUCACUGGACUGGAGUGGCUCACUGGAUGGCCCCUGGGAGGUGAGAGGUCAAGGAUCGGACCGAGGAGGUCAGAACAGCCCAGGAGGGUCUGCGAGGGAGGAGGUGGAGGAGGAGGAGGAAGACGCCCUGUCGCCAUGGCGAAUGGUGACCCGGAGUCCACCGGUGGGCUGGACGCUGACUCCGAACCCCAGCAGGGUGUCCUCGGUGACGGAGAGGAAGGGGAAGGAUGCGCUGAAGAAGAUUGUGAACUCAUUCUGGAAGCCCUGGAACUACUUCAAUGGAGCUGAGGAGACUGAGCCACCGGCUGGGCCACACACCAGCACCAGCACCAGCACCAGCACCAGCACCGGCACCAGCACCAGCACCGGCACCAGCACCAGCACCAGCACCAGAACCAGCACCAGAACCAGCACCACACAGUCACAGACGCAACACGCAGCAGACCCAACCACCUCACCAGUGUCAGGGCUGAUGUCAUGGUGGGGCCGAACCUGGCUGGCCAAACCGGCGCCAACCUCCGGUCCAUCUCACGAGGCCCUCAGCACUAGCAGUGCACCAGGAACACCGGCUGCCCCAGUCAAGGUGAUGAAGUUGGGCCAAGGGUCCAUGCCCGAAGCCACCAUCACGCCAGGAGGCUGGUCAGUGGUGGUCCCGUCCGAUGCCGGCGAGAGGAAAGCGGGCAGCACAAGGAGUGAGGUUAAACCCGACACCGACCUCUCCAGAACCAGACCCACCAGCACACCUGCAUCCAGUACAGCAACACCCACCACUACCAAGUCAUCCACAGCCAGCACUCAGAGAGGCAAGGGAGCAGAGGAGGCCAGGGGGGAGAUCCAGUACGAACGCCGGCCACCCAACACAGGGAGAGCUCGAUCCAAAAGCGACCGAUCCCAGAGGAGGGACCCCAAAGUGCCCAAAGCUCCAUCUACCACAGCCCCCUCUCCUGCCACAACCUCAAGCCAGAUUCCAAACCUCUCUUCGGGGCAUGGGAGCGCUGUGAAGCCACUGACGGAGAAAGUGACCCCGCUGAUCCAGUCUACCUCCUUGCUGCCAGAGAUGAGGUCCACUGCCCUGGAGGCUUUUGGACCAGGUGGGAGUGGAGGUCCUUCAGUGCCAACGGAGGAUGAUGCGCAGACUCUUGGCUCCGGAGUCUUGCUGCCUGGCAACCCUACCGAAGACAUAGCCCAUGGCAACGAAGAACUGGCCAAGAGGAAUGGCUCAGCCUGCCAGACGAGCCCGUGUUUGCAUGGAGGAACCUGUCUGCCGGAGGGCGAGGGCUAUGGCUGCUUCUGCCCUCAGGGCUUCAGUGGAGAGAGCUGUGAGAUCGAUGUGGAUGACUGCCAGUCGAGCCCGUGUGAGAAUGGAGGCACCUGCGUGGACAAGGUGGACUCCUUCAGCUGCCUGUGCCUGCCCAGCUACAACGGGGAUACCUGCGCCAGGGACACUGAAGGAUGUGAGCACGGCUGGAAGAAGUUCCAUGGCCACUGCUACCGGCUGUUUCCACGGCGACACACAUGGGAGGAUGCGGAGAAGGACUGUCGUGAGCACAGCGGUCACCUGGCCAGUGUGACCUCCUCCAUGGAGCAAGACUUCCUCAAUGGUCUGGGUCGUGAGAACACCUGGAUUGGACUGAAUGACCGCACAGUGGAGGAAGACUUCCAGUGGACUGACAAUACAGACCUGAUUUUUGAGAACUGGCGAGAGAACCAGCCGGACAACUUCUUUGCUGGCGGCGAGGACUGUGUGGUGAUGGUCGGCCGAGAGGACGGGAAGUGGAAUGAUGUGCCAUGCAACUAUAACCUGCCCUACAUGUGCAAGAAAGGCACCGUGCUCUGUGGGACUCCACCAGCAGUGGAGAACGCGCACCUGGUGGGUCGGCGACGGUCACACUAUGACAUCCACGCUGCAGUACGCUACCAGUGUGAGGACGGGUUCUUCCAAAGACACAUCCCCACGGUCCGGUGUCGCCCCAGCGGAACCUGGGAGAGGCCCAAGAUCAUCUGCACAAAGUCACGGCGGACCCACCGCUACCGCCGGCAGCACCACAGGUCACACCAUGACCACCGGAGACACCGCCGGCACGGGGGCGGCGGUCACAGGGGUCGUGAGGAGGCCCACGGCCGCUACUGAACCAAACAGCAGCUCCAGCAAUGUGACAUCACCUCCUGUUCACCGGCUACCUUGAAACCUAGCUUCAGCUGAGGGGGAUUGACAUGGAGGAAGAAACAUCAUGGCCUCACACAGAUGGUUCUCAAUGUUUCAACCCACUUUUGUUAUCCUCUGUCUUUAUCCCUUUCCCAUUUGCUCUCUCCCUCCUUCUCUCUCCUCUAUCUGUCUGUCCUUCUCUCUCCCUCUAUCUGUCUGUCCUUCUCUC
Clupea harengus (Atlantic herring) is the source of this 4300-nucleotide messenger RNA. RefSeq names its product neurocan a (gene ncana). Gene Ontology annotation, molecular function: calcium ion binding; hyaluronic acid binding. Gene Ontology annotation, cellular component: perineuronal net; synapse. Lineage: Eukaryota; Metazoa; Chordata; Actinopteri; Clupeiformes; Clupeidae. Gene Ontology annotation, biological process: cell adhesion; positive regulation of neuroblast proliferation; skeletal system development. The record is from RefSeq and is a predicted model, not a curated record.